Molecule: messenger RNA, 735 nt
Organism: Macrosiphum euphorbiae (potato aphid)
Lineage: Eukaryota; Metazoa; Arthropoda; Insecta; Hemiptera; Aphididae
Source: the annotation of a GenBank genome assembly
AUGGUUACGCGUGCAAUUCAUUUGGAGCUUGUUCGAGAUUUGUCUUCAGAUGCGUUUAUUUCAGUAUUAUUCCGAUUUAUUGCACGCCGAGGUCAAUGUGUAAAUGUAUAUAGUGACAAUGGCACUAACUCCAUAGGCGCCAAAAAGAUACUUUCAUCGUGGGCAUUUGAUUUAUCUAAAGAAAGUAAAUUCAAUGAUCGACUAUCAGAUUUGGGCAUUGAAUGGCAAUUUAUUCCUCCGUCAGCCCCACAUUUUGGCGGACUAAUUGAAGCAGUCCUCAAUUCUAGACCUCUCACUGCAAUUUCAUCUGAUCCAUCUGACUUUAACGCUUUGACACCAGGGCACUUCCUAAUUGGAUGUCCAUUGACUUCUCCACCUGAGCCCAAUGUGUUGGAUAUUCCUGAAAAUCGGCUCCGUAAAUUCCAAUUAAUACAAUCUCGUUUGCAACAUUUUUGGAAAAGAUGGUCUUCAGAAUAUCUACCACAGUUGCAGCGCCGAGAUCGUUGGAUUUCAAAUAAGUCUGAAAAUAUAUCAGUUGGUGAUUUGGCAAUACUGAAACAGGAUAACAUCCCACCACUUCAAUGGCAGAUGGUUCGAGUUAUCAAAGUUAGUCCGGGUGCCGAUGGUGUUGUUAGAGUAGUUACAGUUCGGAACGCAGCUGGUGCAGAGUAUAUUCGACCUGCACGGAAGUUAGCUCGCCUACCCAAUCAAGAUCGAGAAGAUGCAGAAGAUUAG